This is a messenger RNA of Anguilla rostrata (American eel), 2292 nucleotides long. It is a transcript of the gene zgpat, whose product is annotated as zinc finger, CCCH-type with G patch domain. Lineage: Eukaryota; Metazoa; Chordata; Actinopteri; Anguilliformes; Anguillidae. Gene Ontology annotation, cellular component: nucleus. The coding region runs from base 503 to 2104 and encodes 533 amino acids. Gene Ontology annotation, molecular function: DNA-binding transcription repressor activity, RNA polymerase II-specific; metal ion binding; RNA polymerase II cis-regulatory region sequence-specific DNA binding. The transcript is spliced from 7 exons. Gene Ontology annotation, biological process: negative regulation of transcription by RNA polymerase II. The record is from RefSeq and is a predicted model, not a curated record.
UCAGUAGUUUAUGUUGAAUUAGCUAGUGGUUUGUCAAAACAGGUACCAGAAAGGAUAACGAUAGCUAGCUAAAUGCUUUGGGUUGCUGUGUGUUUAGAAUAGUUACCCUAACGAGUGAAAACUAAUACUGUUGUUCGCCAUAGCUAUUUCAUGAUAGACUGGUUCUCUAGCUAACUAGCUAUCCUUUGGACGAAGGUAUCGAUAACCAUCAGAUUUAGAUUUUGCCAGUUCGCAGCUCAGUUAAUAAGAUAGCAGCUUUGUCGUGAGCUGGCUAGAUAAUGUUAGACCAGUGGGUGGUAGAUGGAGAGCCUAACGUAAAAUAGUAGUAACUGUAGUUAAAAAGGCCAUGGUGUUUACCUUAAUUAUUAUAACUUAAAUUGGUUGUGCCAAUUGGUGCACAAUUCGUAACUUGCAAACAAAAACAGCUGAGAACCUCGGACUUAGAGACUCACUGUCACUAGCCUCUCUCAGACUCCUAGAUGCUGACCCGCCGCUCUUCGCCAUGGACGAGGGCAGUUUGGAAGCGGCCAUUGAAACCUACAAUGCCCAGCUGCAGCAGGUGGAGACCGCCCUGGGGGCGGGGCUGGACCCCUCCCAGCAGUCGGACCUGCUCCAGCUGAAGGAGGACCUGCGGCAGCUGAUCGAGCUCACCGAGUCCAGCCUGGUGUCGGUGAAAAAGAGCCGGCUCCUGGCGAGCCUGGAGGACGGGGCGGCGGCGCUGGCCCUGCCGCCGGCGGGGAGGUCCGCCGAGGGCGGCCCGGACGAUGACGAGUUCGCCGCCUUUUACUCGGAACUGGGAGAGCCGGCCGCCGGCGGCGCCGGCCUGUCUCGCGGUCCCGGGCAGCGGCCUGCUCGGAGCCCGACGCUGACCGGGGAGGCCAAGGACGGCGAGGAAGAAGAGGAGGAGGAGGAGGAGGAGGAGGAGGAGAACGAAGACGCGCUGAGCGGGAUGAAGGUCCGAGCGCCGUACCGCAGCGCCUGGGGCACGCUGGAGUACCAUAACGCCAUGGUGGUGGGGGCCGAGGACUCUGACGGGACCGAGUCCCGCGUGAGGGUGCUGUACAUUCACCCCACGCACAAAUCCAUGAAGCCCUGCCCCUACUUCCUGGAGGACAAGUGCCGCUUCAUGGAGAACUGCAGGUUCUCCCACGGCGAGGUGGUGGCCGUGUCGGAGCUGAGGCCGUUCCAGGACGCGGACCUGAGCAACCUUCAGGAAGGUUCCGCCUGUCUGGCCCGGCACGAGGACGGCAUCUGGUACCCCGCCAAAAUAACGGAUAUGGAGGACGGUUACUACACGCUGAAGUUCGACUCGCUCCUUCAGAGGACCGCCGUGGUGGAGGCGGACGGAGUCAUCCCCCCGUUGCGGCAGGACGACCCGUCCUCCUCGGAGUCCGAAGACGACGAUGACUUCGGGGAGUACACGGCUUACGCUAAAGUUCUGGACUCCACGGAAACGGAGGAUUGGACCCCGUCCUGCAGUUCCAGUUUCGCUGGAUGGGAGGCGCACACACGUGGCAUCGGCUCCAAGCUGAUGGUCAAAAUGGGCUACGAAUUUGGGAAAGGGUUGGGGCGGAGCUUGGAGGGGCGGGUGGAGCCGGUGAUGGCCGUGGUCCUGCCCAAGGGGAAGUCCCUGGACCAGUGCGCCGAGAUGAACCAGAAGAAGGGCCGGAAGAGGCCGGGGAAGGGGGAGGGGUCGAAGGCCAGGCGGAAAGGCAGGAGGCCCGGCCCCGCCCACCGGGGGCGGGCCAACGUCUUCGACUUCCUGAACAGCAAGCUGGGCGACAGGGAGCGGAACGCCGAGGCCGACGCCCGCCCCGCGCCGCGGAACAGCAAGGACGCGUACAGGGGGGGCGAGAGCGCCAAACGCUCCCUCAACGUGCGGCUCUUCCAGGCCACCGAGCGGGUGGCUCAGACCGAGCGGGAGAUCGAGCGCCUCACCCAGGCGCUGGCCAGGCAAGCGGGGAGGGACAGCGCCAUGGCGACGCAGCUGGAGGAGAAGCUGGCGGCGGCCAGGAACCAGCUGACCCAGCUGAAGGCCCAGGAGCUCCGCGCCCAGCAGGAGCAGCGCAAGGCCGACACGCACAAGAAGAUGACCGAGUUCUGACCGCGCCGGCAGCUGCAUUCUGACCGCGUCCCGACCGCGCCGACCGAUGCGCAUCUGCACCCGGCCUCCACCUUUUAGGCUCUCUUUCAUUUGUUAAUUCAGUUUUAUUUUUUCUGUUUUUUAUUUUUUCCUCUUGUGUGAAGGCAUGUUACUGUCCAGGUAAAUAAAAAAUAAUUAUGGAUUUCAAA